AUGGAAACGACCGCAACGGAUAUCCAGGCCGGAAUGAUGCCCAUCGGGUCGGUUAUAGCCUACCCGGUCAACCGAGAGAUUCCACCAUGCUGGCUAAAGUGCGAUGGGAGUUAUUUUAGUUACACGCACGAGAACCUGUCCAGGAUACUCCCCACCUCGUAUACUCCGGAUUACCGGGGACGUUUUCUCUUGGGCAGUAGCUUUGUGUACAGUCUCGGAGCCACAGGGGGAGCCGCCACCCACAAGUUAACCAUCAACGAGAUGCCGGCCCAUUCUCAUUCAGCUGAUACCAGCUUCCUGACAAAACACAGCGGCCAAACGGUAUACGAUAUUUGGACAACGCGGGUCAAUGAUUUGAAGUACAAAUGGUCCAGUAAAACAGCCAACACGGGCGGCAGUAUGCCGCAUAACAACAUGCCACCAUAUCAUGCUGUCAAUUUUCUUAUUCGAGCCUGCUAG
Paramacrobiotus metropolitanus is the source of this 459-nucleotide messenger RNA. RefSeq lists its product as uncharacterized. The transcript has a single exon. The record is from RefSeq and is a predicted model, not a curated record. Bases 1 to 459 code for a protein of 152 amino acids. Lineage: Eukaryota; Metazoa; Tardigrada; Eutardigrada; Parachela; Macrobiotidae.